Anolis carolinensis (green anole) is the source of this 10079-nucleotide messenger RNA. RefSeq names its product protein tyrosine phosphatase non-receptor type 3 (gene ptpn3). Lineage: Eukaryota; Metazoa; Chordata; Lepidosauria; Squamata; Anolidae. The record is from RefSeq and is a predicted model, not a curated record. The transcript is spliced from 18 exons. Gene Ontology annotation, cellular component: cytoskeleton; cytoplasm; cytoplasmic side of plasma membrane. Gene Ontology annotation, molecular function: protein tyrosine phosphatase activity; cytoskeletal protein binding. The coding region runs from base 5586 to 7655 and encodes 689 amino acids. Gene Ontology annotation, biological process: protein dephosphorylation.
GUUUUCCCCUAUUAUUACAUUUUAUUGAAAAAAAUGUUGAUUAUACAUGAAGAAGAAACCAUUGUAAUUUCAUCUCUGUCACUACCCAUGAUAUUCUCUCUGUUACUACACCCAUGAAACUUCACUCUUAAAACUCCACAUAUAAUGAAUGCCCCCUUUUGCUAUUAACAAUUAUUAAAAGAUUUAUUGAUAAUGCAUGAAGAGGAAAUAUACUCAAUUUAAUGUCUGUUAUCCACCUCUUUACUCACUCCCCAUGAUACAUGAUAAAUUUAUAGUUUAAAAUUUAGAUUUGUAAUUGCACGUAGGAGAAAGAGAUCACCUGAAAUCUAUAGGGAGAGAAGGACAACAAACCCUGAUAGGGCAACUAUUGGACAGGCUCAUAUCAAUGAAUUAGAGGUUUUACUAAGGCGUGAGGUUCUUCUGUGGACUGCUAGCAGUUAAAGUAAACAGGAGUUCUGUCAAAAGUCAGACACCAAUUAGAAAGCAAAACAGUUUAUUCAAGAAAUAGCCCAAAAACAAGUCACAAACAUAAAAGAUGGCUUAAAACACUUAACUUUCAGUGUUUUAAAGCAGUUCAAACAAAAAUAUAUCAAAAGCUAUGCUUUAACAAAUAAACCGGAUUAUUCAAGCAAAUAAUCCAUCUUAAACCAAAAGGUUCUUCAGUUUGACUCAAAACGUUCUGAGUUGACUUGAAAUCAGCAGCCAAAACAAAGCAAAGACUUUAAAACUCCCAAAAAACUCCCCAAAGUCCCAAACUAGCAAUGUAAACUUAAAACUCCAAACGGAAAACCUAAACGGGGCAAAGGAGCUAUCCACUGAAUAGCUUGUAAACAAACUUUGGAAGCUGGUGCAAAAAGGAGAGAGAGAGGCUCCAAGCCCCUACGGAGGCAACACCAGGCUUUGAGAUUUAAAGGGACAGAGCAAGGAAAUGUCAUCAAACCGGUCCGGAGUCGAAACAGGAGAAGUAGCAAUAAUAGUGCAGUCAAUGCCAGGAGUUCAAAGAACGAAGUGAAGAGACGUCGUCAGGUCGGUCCAGGGUCAGGAAAGGAGGCAGCAACAGGGUCGGGAGGCUAGCCAGGAGUCGAGAGCCAUAGGUAGUCACAAAUCAGGGAGCAACGCGGAGAAGCUUAAGGAGCGAAGGCAGAAGCAGAGUAGAGUUCCAGUCCAAGGUCCAGUAGUCAUCAGUUCAAGGUCCACGAAACGGAAUGGCACAAAGAGCCAAGGUAACGGAGGCAACAGCAGCUAAUGCAAAAUAGUAAUAACAGUGCAGUCCAGGAAAACCCACACAGUUCCAGCCCUCCAUUGCAAAACAACCCAGAUUAAUUUACAUCAGAAGCAAAGUCCCAGUCCAGUCUUCAAUAACACGUACAGGAGUCCCAGUGGCACCCAGCAACACCUUGCCACACACAAAGUGAAGUGCCUAAACAUUCCCAUUUUAUCUCAAUUCUCCCAGAGUGUCCAAACACCAACGCCCAAAGAGCAGGUGAUCCAAAUCCUUAAUCUGAAUCAGAACUCCAAUCAACCUGCCCACGCCCAACACCACACACACCUGGAGAUCCAUCCUGCUCCAAGCAGCCCAAGUGGGGUCUGCUUCUGAAGAUACCCAAGCUUCCCCAGUGUCAGCAGUAUCCAUGGGCCCCGAUUCCUCCCCAGGCAUCUCCGGUGCCCGUGCCCAGUCAGUGCCCACUUCUUCAGCCACCACCUGUUCCCCAGCAUCCAUUUCUUCCACAGACUCCCCAUCUGAAUCUUCCUCAGAAGACUCCCUAUUGCGAUCCCUAAUUCUCUUUCUGUGCAAAUCCUCCAGCGAGCCCUCCUCGCGAGGGUUUUUCCUUCCUCUCCUGAUCCCACCACCAUCAUUCACAGUCCCCGAAGGCGCAGUCACAACAAGUUCAGAACACUGUGUCCUAAGAAAUCUUUUUUGUUUGAAGUGUAGCCUACAUACAAGGCAGAAGGCACUAAUGUAAACUUUAUUGUGGUUAAUGCAGAACUCCACUGACCUCAUGUAACAUUUACUUUUGUGUUACUUUAAAAUCUAAACUAGGAAAGGUGACGUUUUUCAAAUCAGUAGUUUUGGGAAGAUGGAGUUGGACCAGCCUCAAUGGACUCUAGCACAGUCAGUAAACUUGGGAUUUCAAAUGUCUCCAUGUGUGACUGCCCCAAACUGAGUUGCAAAACAACAGUGUUUACAGUCUCACAUUUCAGAUUUUCUCUACACAAUAACCUUUGAAACAAAUGCUUUAAUUUUUAGAUAUGAUGCCACAUUUAAGUUAAGUAUUCAGUCCCUUCUGAAAUACUGUAUUACAGGAAUGCGUACUAAAAGAUGUAACAAAAAAAACCAUUUCAACAUUUGUUUAUUUUGACCCAACCCACUUAAUAUUUAAAAAUAUUUAUAAAUCAUAAAAGGAUUUUAAUUGAAAAUUCUAUUUGUAUAUUUCCAUUAUUGUUGAAAAUGUAGUUUAAAUCUGCUCAGAAAUGCAUUCUGAUCCAAAGGUAAAGAGGAUUGUAGGGGUCAUAUUUAUUUAUUUAUUUAUUUACAGUAUUUCUAUUCCGCCCUUCUCACCCCGAAGGGGACUCAGGGCGGAUCACAUUAUAACACACAUAGGGCAAACAUUCAAUGCCCAUAAACACAUCAAACAGAGACUGAGAGACACACGCAGAGGCAAGUUAACCUUCUUCUGAGGGGAUGUUGGCCACAGGGGGGAGCAGCUGCUUCAUCAUCCACACUGACGGCACUUCCUCAUUCCUGGUCGUAAAUUAGUUAAUCUUGCCUCCCCACUUAUAAGUGGUACCUUAUCUCCUACUUGAUAGAUACAACUAUCUUUCGGGUUGCUAGGUCAGCAACAAGCAGGGGCUAUUUUUUAUUUUUAAUUGACGGGUGCUCACCCCGCCACGGGCUGGCCUUGAACUCAUGACCUCAUGGUCAGAGUGAUUUAAGGCAGCUGCUCAACAGCUGCGCCACAGCCCGGCCCCAUUCAUAUGUUCACCUAUAAGGUGUUCUUCAUAAUCAUUUUGUCAUUGGGUAAGGGUAGUGAAAUACUGGCUCUGAAAGUCCUUUUACCAAUUGAGAUUUGGGUGGGAGUUAAAGCUGUCUUUAAUUUUUUACAGUUACAGUAAGAGCUCCCUAAAAUGUUCCACCAUGAAACAGUAUGCUCAUCUUAACAGAAAAUGAACACAUUACAUUUUAUGACUGUCUGUCGUCCCAAAUCCACAGUUGCUUCUGUUAUCUAGAAACCACUUGUCUGCUUCCAUUCAGCAGCUUUAACCUAAGAAGUAAAAAGCUCUUUCCGUUUGAUGAGAAAGAUUGAUUCAGGAGUAUGACCAGUGACAUCCUUGAUUGGGUGUAAACACAUUAGAUAACAGCUUGAAGAAUCAUAUUUGGUGAAUAUCUUACACUCAGCUAUAUGUGUAGUACUAUCAAUAAUUGAAUUUCAUAGGGGUUCUUUCUUUCUAAUUCCAAGCAUCCCAUUAGUUAUCAUUUCAAGUUUUCAGUGGUGAAGCUAAGGUUCAACAGAGGCAGCUUGUAAGGUCAUAUAGGGUAGUUAGUGCCUAGCCCCUUCAUUCUUCUUCCAAAUUUGGGCAAGCAUUUACUUGUUGUUGCAGUCUGAACACAUUUUGUUUCCUCUUGUGUUGUUUCCUUCACCCAUUCUUCAGCUUGCUUCUCCUUUUACUUUGUAUUACAUUGGUAAGUGCCAUGGAUUAAGGCGAACAUCCUCUGUGUGAUGGGUGCAUAUGCCUCUGAACUCUCCCCAUAGUUACUGUUAACUGAGAGGCAGUGCGGGAGACUAUCUUUGAGGUCUGUCCUCCUAUGUUCUUUUAUCCUAACCAGGUUUAGAUCUAAAACGUCUACCAGUACCAUGAAAUUUACAUUUAAGUUGAUCAUGGUUGCACAUUAGCCAGUCAUCUUCCAAUUCUUUUAUUCAACAUGUAUAUGCAAAACUGGCUGAUUCCAGCAGUGAAUUUCAUUUUCUUAGUUUCUUUUUCUCUAAUUCUAGACAGAGCUCAGUCACAGCCUAUGAGGUCUCUUUUUUCUUGCGAAACAGAAGAGUGGCUAAUUGUCAAUCUGUUUUGUGAGGGGAUCAGGUUUUUAAACUGUUGUGAGUGGUGAUGCUGUUAUUCUAACUGAUUUUCUGUGCUCUCAGAACCUGCUGCAAAUGUUUACUCCUGAGUAAUCCAGUCAUUUAAACUUGUGAGUAGACAAUGGAAGCUGGAUUUUUAUAUCUCAUUUCCUUUUCAUGUUAGUUAUUGUUUUGUUUGGCGAUGUAGUUGUGGUGUUGGUGCAAAUAGUUGUACUUUUCAUGUGCCUAGAAAUUGUUGGUUGACUCCAAAGACUUUUCAAAUGUGAGUGAAGAGAUAUUUUCUUUAUUCCACCCAUACCCUCAUCUUUACUUUCAGUGUCGCUAUUGCAAAGGAACAGUGUCACCGAUGUUAGUGUCAUAAUUUAUUGUGGCUCUUUAGGAUCCUUCUCCUAGUGUUUUGCACAUGUGGUCUUAAAGUUAGUUGAUCCUCUGUGCAAUGAGCCCUCAUGGAAUAGGACUAUGGGGUUAGGGUUGGACUAUGGGGUUCCAAAAUAGUGCUUUUGUGUGACUGUAUGGAUUACUGAUUCUUCUUAAUAAUGUCUAUAUGACUAAAAAUCAAUACACCUUUCUUUGAUGUGGGUUGCUGACCCCUUGGCUAUAUCUUUGGUGACCCUGCCCUCUUUGCCACCAUUUGCAAUGAGCACCAGCUGCCAGUUGAGUUUGAUACUAUCAAGUGUCAUCAUCUAAGAGGCUGCCAUCUUCAUGUCUGGCUCUUAUCUGAGGAGGUUCCUUAGUAAUAAUCUAAAUUGGGACAGUGAACUUGGAUGACAAUUGAGCUAUCCUGUAGCUAUUCUUUAGAUAUUUCCCCAUAGCAGAAUGAAGUGGUUUUCAGUCUAAAAUGUUAGUCUUUCCUUGCUAUGUUUUUUUACUUUGGAAGAUUGAUUUGUGUCCAUACAUCCCAAGGGUAGCUUUCAACAUCAGUGUCUUAUUGUAGUUUCCCCUCUGGUGGAUAGCUUUGCCAUAUGCAACAAUAGAAGUAUAGCUCAUAUUGUAAUGUGGAAGGAAUGAGGCAGGACUUCUUUGAUAAUACAGCAGAUAAAGCAAUUUCUUUGUGUAUUUUUCUUCACUCUAGCUUUUCACUCACUGGCACCACCAAUUUUUGGCAGCGGUUAUGCUGAAAUUGCGAUGAAAUGGGAAAAGGGGAGGGCUUGGUGGAUUGCAGUGUAAUCUUAUCAUACUUCUUAUACCUCAGAGGCCCCUACUUUUGUCUUAUUUGGGUACACUGGGAAUCAGUCAUUAAACUCAUAAGAGUUUAUGAGACCAGACAGUGCAAAGAUAAUGUGUCCAUAACUAUAGUUACAAUUUAUAAAUUAUUUUAAAAUCCACCAUGAGCACUUCAUGCUAUAAAUAUAGCGAAAAUGUAUUAAAUUUGUCUCUGAAUGUACAUAUUGACUGUAUGUAGAUAAUAGCAAGUUUUAUUGCCCGGUAACUUUUUGUUUCUCUACAGUGGCCUUAAACAAUCAGAGGCAGAGUCCUGCUACAUUAACAUAGCAAGAACACUUGAAUUCUAUGGAGUGGAGUUGCACAGUGGAUUUGCAUAAUCUUGAUCUUAUGAUUGGAAUUGCUUCAGGGGGCAUUGCUAUAUAUAGAAAACUCAUCUGUACGAGCUUCUAUCCAUGGGUGAAUAUAAUAAAAAUUUCUUUUAAACGAAAGAAAUUCUUUAUUCAGCAGCGGCAAAAACACAGUGAAUCCAGGGAACACAUUGUUGCCUUCAAUAUGUUGAACUACAGAGCAUGCAAAAACUUGUGGAAAUCUUGUGUAGAGCUUCACACAUUUUUCCAAGCAAAAAAGAUGCUACCUCAUGAAAAGAAAUUACAAUCUCAUUUUUGGACCAUGGGUUCUAGAACACCAACUAAAUCUAAUAAUCAGUGUUGCAGAAAAGUAAUAGGUGGCAUGAUUUGGAAUCCAGCUUUGAGGAGAUCAUUAUCUGUUGAACACCUAGAGACCAAAAGUCUUCCUUCACGAUCUCCUCCAGUUACGCCAAACUGGAGAAGUCCUAGACUGCGUCAUGAGAUUCGCAAACCAAAGCAUUCAUCUGUAGAUAACCUUGCAAAUGAGAUUUCGUAUAUAACAGAAACGGAAGAUGUUUUUUACACCUAUAAGGACUCCUCAGCUUCAAAAGACUCUGAUUCAGUAUUAUGUCAGAAUCUCCAGCAAAGGAAUAUAUUGGAAAAUAAUUCAGCACAGAAGUCUUCACCUCAAACAAGCAAUGAAGUUAGCAGCCUUCAGGGGUCUCAUCCUUUGGGUGGAAGAGAUAAACAAUUUCCAGAAACAAAUGAAAAUCUUGCAAAAGGACUUUUAAUGGACGAUUCUAAUCAAUACUACUUUGAUAAGAAUGAUGUUAUUGAUGGAGACUUGCUUUUGAUACACAUCUUGCCAGAUGAAGAUGGGAAAUUUGGCUUUAAUCUAAAGGGUGGUAUUGAUCAGAAGAUGCCUCUUGUUGUGUCCAGAAUUAUGCCAGGUUCUCCAUCUGAUAAAUGUGCUCCAAAAUUACUUGAAGGUGAUCAGAUAGUAUUAAUUAAUGGCCGGGACAUCUCUGAGCAUACCCACGACCAAGUAGUAAUGUUUAUAAAAGCAAGCAGAGAAUCACACACAAGAGAGCUUGUGCUACUGGUCAGGCGGAAAGUCAUCAAACCAUUUGCUGAGAACAAGUCAGAGGAUGAAACCGAUAGCUUUAACUUCCCAGAAACAAUUCUUCCAGCCUGUUCAGAAUAUGGUCAGACCCUAGAAGAAUCAAUGGAACAACUGAAGAAAGGUCUAGAAAGUGGAACAAUCUUAAUUAAGUUUGAGCAACUUUACAGAAAAAAACCAGGUUUAGCUAUUACCUGUGCAAAGCUACCUCAGAAUAUGGAUAAAAAUCGGUACAAAGAUGUUCUACCUUAUGAUAUUACGCGAGUAGUAUUACGAGGAGAGGAAAAUUAUAUAAAUGCAAAUUAUGUGAAUAUGGAAAUAUAUUCCACUGGCAUUGUGAACAAAUAUAUUGCCACUCAAGGCCCUCUUUCACAUACCUGUGUUCAUUUCUGGCAAGCAGUUUGGGAUCACAAAUUGUCACUAAUUAUCAUGUUGACAACUCUCACAGAACGAGGGCGGACCAAAUGCCAUCCUUAUUGGCCGGAUCCCCCUGACAUUGUGGAAUUUGGCAACUUUCGUAUCAAGUGUCGCACUGAAGAUUGCACCAUUGCUUACGUCUUCAGAGAAAUUCUUAUUACGAAUAUUGAAACAGAAGAAGAACACACUGUUACUCAUCUCCAGUAUGUGGCAUGGCCUGACCAUGGUGUCCCUGAUGAUUCCACAGCCUUUUUGGAAUUUGUGACCUAUAUGAGACCAAAGAGAAUAGAAAAUGAGCCAGUUCUGGUUCACUGCAGUGCUGGAAUAGGCCGGACUGGGGUAUUGGUUGCUAUGGAAACAGCUAUGUGCUUAAUUGAAAGAAACCAACCUGUUUAUCCACUGGAUAUUGUACGGAAAAUGCGAGACCAUCGUCCCAUGAUGGUGCAAACAUCUAGUCAGUACAAAUUUGUCUGUGAAGCUAUUCUUCAUGUCUAUAAAGAAGGAAUUGUUCGUCCAUUGGAUUCCAGGUAGCAUAACUGUGAAGAAAACUAGUUCAUCUAUCUGAAAACAUAUCAAUAAAACCCAAGUGGUUUGCGGUUAUAAAUCACACUGGAGCUCACCAAGGCUGUUGGGAAGAGAAAGCAAGCUUGUACUCUGGCACUUUAAAAUUGUGUAGAAAACGAUUAAACUCUGUAGCAUAUAUAGGCAGGCUCGCAAAUAAAUGGGACAUGGAAUGUACCACAUUGAAAACAAGGAAAUCUUAAUAUACCCACAAUAUGCACCUUUUAUUGCCUUAAAACAUUUUUCCUUAGGAUCUGUACAUCUGGUGCAUACAAUUGCAAACAGGAAAAGACCAACAGCAAUACCACUGGAAAGCAACAAUUGCUGAAAAGCCAUGCUUUUAUUCUGUGGAGAGCUGAGUAGCCCACCAUAGCUCACUCAAAACCGGACUGAAUCGUCCAGUACAAAGUAGCACUGCAAUAUUGACUAGCUUCUCAAACAUUUUUGGAGUUGGAAAUCAUCUAACACGAAGAUGUUGUGAUUUUUAUACAUCUGUUUGUAUCACCAUUAAAUGUUCAUAAAUUGAGCAAAGAUGGCAUAACCUACAAAAAUGUAUGGUUUAUAUCUGAGAUAAAUACAUUCUUGUGUCUUUGUAUAUGUUUUCUGUUAUUCUUUAUCUUCAGAUUUGUUGUUCAAAAUAGGGAAUAAUGUUAUUUUUCAGUUCAAUUUGCAUAAUAUACUUUUCUGAUUGUUUCUACUGGAGAUGGCAACUGACUGCUGAAAUUUCUUUAUUGUGUUUAACAUUGUGCCGGAGGCUUUUACUGCUGAAACAACCUCUUGCUGCUAAAUGUAAAAGAGUGUAAAUGUUCAGUUCUUUAAAUACUAUGGGUCUUUUUUCUCGAUCAAGAGUGUCUACCUAACUUUGGGCCAACCCUUUCAUUCAAUUUGCAGCACCAUUGCUAAUGCAAAGCUUGUGUCACAUGGUUGGGUGAAUGCUCAGAGAUACGUCUUAUAUUGUUAUCCCAUUCUCACUAUCAGCCAUAGUUCACUUUACUUGAAAAUAUCCUUGAGUUCUGGCCUACAGAUAGUUAUACCAGAAAGAAUGGAAAGACUGAUCCCUACACAGCUUCCCCCAUUCUUUAGGAUGCUUUUUGCAUCUGUUUUUAUAGGUUUGUGAGGGCUGCUAUGGAAAGGCUGAAGUGGAGAAUUAUGCCUCAGAGGCACAGUUGCAGUUAUCUAAAUGUUGAUCCAAAUUUCGUUCUUCCAGAAGAAUUGUGAUUUGGAUUGCACACAACUUUAUUUUUAUAUCCCGCCUCCAUCUCCCCAGAGGGACUCGGGCCGGCUUACAUGGGGACAAGCCCGAUCCAACAUAGAUUAAAUCCCAACAUAGAUUAAAUCAUAUCUCAAUAAAAUUAAACAACAUUAGAACAAGAUAACAUAAAAUCUACAUCAUCAACAACCAAUAGUCUGGACAGUAAUAAAUACUGGAAUUUGGAGGGUAGGAACUUUUGCAAUAGAGCUACAGAACAGGGCAGGUGGAAAAAUGCAAAGGCCAAAAACAUGUAUUGUCCAAUCCUACUGAUGCUCACUCAGAAGUGCUACCACUAUCUUCUGUGGCACCUUUUGCCAAUAAAUGCAUUAAGCCUUAAUUCCUUGAUAAAUCAUUAUACAAUCCUGCAGCUUUGGGAUAUUAUCUUUGUGUAUGCAAACAUUUGCAUGGUGGCAACAUAAAAGUCAGUGAGUGUAACUGGCUUAGACGUAGCAAGUAUACUACAAAGGUAAUAUCUCAACUGACCUUUUUAUAUGGUGUGUGUGUGUGGGGGGGGAGUGGAAACAAAUCUGGGUCAAUGUAAUGUAAGAAUUAAUUGUAUAAUUAUAUUUUGGUUAUUUUCUUUAAGGUGUGCUGGUCUCAGUUUCAUUUCAAAGGAGAGAAUGUAAAUACAUAACCACUGUAUGAUGUUUAAGAUUCUUUCCUCGUGAAUUAUGCUGUGUUAAACAUAAAGAAAAUGUUUCAUAAUUACGUGUAUGUUAUACAAAAAUGUUUUUGAAGAAAACUGCUUAGAAAACUGAGAAAUAUUUUGUUGGAUCAGACUUGGUGAGACAUGGAGUGGGCUCAAUAAACUAAACCAUGAUUAAUGUUGAUUUCAAUAGCUAUGACUAUGGUUAAGUAUAAAAACAGCUGAUUGUGUCUGUGAGUGUUAAGCUGUAUUUUAACUACAGAUGAAUUAUACUGGGCAGAGGGUGGUAAUGUCUUAAGGGGCUCUUUUUUAUUUCAUUUUCUUACUUGAAAUCAACAAUAGCUUGAAACUGAAUUCAUAAAUGGUGAAAUUUAUUGCUCUGAAACCUCAUGAUUACAUGUUUGUGUGAGUGUUAUCUUUACAUGGUUGAUACAUUUACGGAUUGCCAGGUCUGUGCUUGAAAUUAAAAAGUGACCAGUUGCAAUUACAAUUACAA